UCCAUCAGACUCAUCAACAACAUGGAGCCUAGCAACCAGACAGGUGUUUCAGAAUUCCUAUUGCUGGGACUGACGGACGAUCCAGAACUGCAGACCCCCCUCUUCUACCUGUUCCUGUUCAUCUACCUGGCCACCGUGCUGGGAAACCUGCUCAUCAUCCUGGCCAUUAGCUCUGACUCCCACCUGCACACGCCCAUGUACUUCUUCCUCUGCAACCUGUCCUUCACUGACAUCUGCAUAAGCACAAUCACCCUCCCGAAGUUGCUGGCGAACAUACAAGCACAGAGUCAGAGCAUCACUUUUAUGGGCUGCCUCACCCAGAUUGGCUUUGUCCUGGUUUUGGGAGGAUUUGAGAAUUUUCUUCUUGCAGCCAUGGCCUAUGACCGCUAUGUGGCCAUUUGUUACCCCUUGAGGUACACAGUUAUCAUGAAUGCCCGUCUCUGUGUUCUGCUCAUUGUACUCUCACUGUUCCUCAGUACCAUGGUUGCCGUGCUCCACAGUCUGAUGGUGUUGCGGCUGUCCUUCUGCAAGGACCUGGAAAUGCCUCACUUUUUCUGUGAGCUGGCUCAGGUCCUCAAGCUUGCAUGUUCGGAUACCCUCAUCAAUAACUUCUUGAUAUAUUUUGUGGCUAGCCUAUUUGGUGGUAUUCCUCUGUGUGGAAUCAUUUUCUCUUAUACUCAAAUUGUCUCCACGGUUUUGAGAAUGCCAUCGGCCGGGGGGAAGCUGAAAGCCUUUUCCACCUGUGGGUCUCACCUCUCCGUUGUCUCCUUGUUCUAUGGGACGGUUUUUGGAGUGUACAUUACUUCUACAGUUACUGACUCAUCCCGGAAGACUGCUGUGGCUUCAAUGAUGUACAUUGUGUUUCCUCAAAUGCUGAAUCCCUUUAUCUACAGCCUGAGGAACAGGGACAUGAAACGAGCUUUGAAGAAACUCAUCGGUAGGAUAUCUUCUUUUCUGUUUUGUGCCAUUUACUUUCGGCUGGAGUUUCUAGAAUGA
Pteronotus mesoamericanus is the source of this 996-nucleotide messenger RNA. RefSeq names its product olfactory receptor 7G2-like. Gene Ontology annotation, biological process: G protein-coupled receptor signaling pathway. NCBI's taxonomy places the organism in Eukaryota, Metazoa, Chordata, Mammalia, Chiroptera, Mormoopidae. The record is from RefSeq and is a predicted model, not a curated record. Gene Ontology annotation, cellular component: plasma membrane. Gene Ontology annotation, molecular function: olfactory receptor activity; G protein-coupled receptor activity.